Messenger RNA from Aspergillus melleus, 378 nucleotides. RefSeq names its product c-type cytochrome (gene CYC1). The record is from RefSeq and is a predicted model, not a curated record. Gene Ontology annotation, molecular function: heme binding; electron transfer activity. Bases 1 to 378 code for a protein of 125 amino acids. Gene Ontology annotation, biological process: mitochondrial electron transport, cytochrome c to oxygen; mitochondrial electron transport, ubiquinol to cytochrome c. NCBI's taxonomy places the organism in Eukaryota, Fungi, Ascomycota, Eurotiomycetes, Eurotiales, Aspergillaceae. The transcript has 4 exons. Gene Ontology annotation, cellular component: mitochondrial intermembrane space.
AUGCGCGAGGAGGAGAUUGAGGCUGCAGAGAAGGCCAAACAACAAGCUAACAUGGCGACGCUUCCAGGUGACUCUGCCAAGGGUGCCAAGCUCUUCCAGACCCGUUGCGCUCAGUGCCACACCGUCGAGGCUGGUGGUCCCCACAAGGUCGGCCCCAACUUGAGCGGUCUCUUCGGUCGUAAGACUGGUUCCUCCGAGGGCUACGCCUACACCGACGCCAACAAGCAGGCCGGUGUCACCUGGGACGAGAACACUCUGUUCAAAUACCUCGAGAACCCCAAGAAGUUCAUCCCCGGUACCAAGAUGGCCUUCGGUGGUCUCAAGAAGGGCAAGGAGAGGAACGACCUCAUCACCUACCUCAAGGAGAGCACCGCUUAA